AUGCAAUCACACGCGCGAAGCCUCGUCGCUUGUGCCCUUGUCGGUGUCUUUAUUCUCUGCCUUCCUGUCCUACUUUCCCAGAGCCAUUAUGGAAGCGGGCCCAGAGUCAGUCCACGCAAUAUCUUGCAGCGCGGCCCUUCCGAUAGAGAACAGCUUGAUGACUCGGCCAUAGGACUGGUUAAUGGUGCAAGCCAAAACAAUCCCGAAUUAUUGACCACGACGUCGUGGUCUAUCUUUUCUUCUUCCCACUCACCUUCGGACCCUCAUGCGUUGGAACGGCGUGCCGACGGUCCACUUUAUUGCACCGAUGGCCCAUGUAUUGACGGCAGCUGCUGCGGUAAAAGCGGUAUCUGUGGCUAUGGCCCAGAUUUCUGCGGUGACGGUUGCACGUCUCAAUGCAAUGCCACAGCCAUGUGCGGACAGUACAGUGAAAACGGGGAAAUGCCUUGUGGUAUGAAGCUUUGCUGUUCGGCCACAGGAUGGUGUGGUACUACAGAGGUGUACUGUGACAAUGCCGACCCAGCCCAUAAAACCUUGCCGUGUCAAGCUGGUUAUGGUUCUUGUUCCAUCACGGGCCCUCCUUCAUGUCCUGCUGGCAGCGGCUCAAGCUCCAAGCGCAAGAUUGGGUAUUAUCAGUCUUGGAAUCAAAGAGAUCGGAAAUGCAACAAGGUUGCACCCAACCAGCUCAACACGGACGGCUACACUCACUUGUUCUUCUCAUUUGCAUCAAUUGAUCCUCAGUCCUUCCGUAUCACUCCUGCACAUCCCGAUGAUGUCCAGGGCAUGAAAGAUUUCACAGCAUUAUCCAAGGAUGGUAAACUCCAAACAUGGAUUGCCGUAGGUGGCUUCGAUUUCAGUAACCCGGAAGCUGCUACCCAUACAACAUGGAGCGACAUGGUCUCAACCAAAGACAACAGAGCAGCCUUCAUCAGCUCAGUCAAGGAGUACAUGGAUACGUACGGUUUCCAAGGAGUCGACAUCGACUGGGAGUAUCCGGGUGCUCCGGAAAGAGGAGGCAGGAAACUUGAUGACACAAGAAACCUGUCUCUUUUGGUGAAGGAAAUGCGCGCUGCAUAUGGUACUGCCUAUGGUAUCAGUUUGACUCUUGCUCCCGACUAUUGGUAUCUAAGAUGGUUUGAUGCCAAGGCAAUGGAAGCGAACGUAGACUUUUUUGGGUUCAUGGCUUACGAUCUUCACGGCUCGUGGGAUGCCGAUGUGUUGGCACUGGGUAGUCUGGUUCGUGGCCAAGCCGAUAUACGCGAAAUCUCCAAGAAUACACUUCCGUUAUGGUUCGAUGGACUCAACCCAGCGAAACUGAACUUCGGCCUCGCCAUGUAUGGCAGAGGCUAUACGCUAGCCGAUCCCUCCUGCAACCAACUUCUUUGCCCCUUCUCAGGUCCUAGCAAGCCAGCUCCGUGCACCUCGUUCAACGGAGUAAUGUCGCUUGUAGAAAUCAAGCAGCUCAUCAAACAGCGAGGCCUGGAACCCCAGUACCUCGAGGAAGCCAUGAUGAAGCAGAUUACGUGGGACGAUCAAUGGAUUGGCUACGACGAUGAGGAUACGUUUGCAGCCAAGAUGUCAUUUGCUGAUAGCCUUUGCUUUGGUGGUACCAUGGUCUGGAGCAUCGAUUUCCAAGAAGUCGGCUCAGGCGGUCCUGAUGAAGAGGACGGGGAAGUUGUCUAUAUUGGUACUGAGGUGUACCAACAACCAACCGCCCAGUGCGAACCCCCUUGCAUCAUGGUGUUGCCGCCAAGCAAGUUGCCAUCUAGCACUACCAUUUCAUUGCCCGAGUACACCACGUCCUUGGAGGUUGGCUCUUCGACCGCGGUGAAUGGCGAGGCUACAUUCGUUGUCACCACUACGACUAUUACCAUCACGUUGACAUCCAUCGUUACCGACCAAUACCCCAUGUCCAAUGUUCACGUAACGAGCCAGUCUGGAAGUAGCAGCAUAGUCGCCAUGCCCAGCGUAGAGGUGCCACCGGUGUCUGUGGUCCUUACCAAUGGGCAAGGCGAGACAAGCACCAGAGUCUUGUCUUUGCCUCCCUGGCCGGCUAUCACCAAUGGACCAGUUGAGACAGGCAAUGGCGGCACUACAAGUGGAGAAGGCGGUGCGUCGAGCACUAUCACGAUCCCAGCGGACGAACCCUACACCAAGCCCGCCAUAGUCGCCAACUGCGAGCAAAGCAUUCUCUACGUCGUCGAGGAGAAGGCCAGGAUCACCUUGCAAGACUGUCAGGGCCCUACCACCAUGGAAUGGGAUUGCCCACCUACGAAGACGAUAGAAAUUGCGGCGGCCGCUGACAAGAGUUUCUCACUCGGAUGUACCGUCUGGGUAGGAACCGGCUUCCAAGGAGUACCAACAACAACCUCAACUAUCUCAGGAUUGCCCGUCUACUCGACCUGGCCUGCUGGCGAGCUUGUUUGGGUCGAAGAUGAGCCUGAAGAUGACGACGACGACAAGAAGACAACGUGCAAGCUCUGGUUCUUUUUCAUAUGUAUUUCCUGGGGCGACAUCAAGAUCGGAGGCUGGCGAUGGGACUUUCCCCCGGGCAUUCUUCCGCCAGGCCCCCCGCCAACGAUCAAGUUCCCACCUCAAAUGACCAUUCGAGGCACUCUUCCAGGUCCUUGGCCUCGUAUUACUAUUGGGGCAAACGGGGUUGCUACCUACCCGGAAAACAAGCCCACGGAUUGCACGAGCUCCACGGCGGAUGUCUGUAUAACCACCACUUCCUUCAGUGCUACCGUCACAGGCCAAACGACCAGGACGGCCACUUCAGUCGUCUCAACCUGUACACCAAUUGUGGGCUGCAAUGUCGAAGACGACGACUCAACCACGAGCGUUACCACAAUCGACUCCUGUACGGCGCUAACGCAACUGGGACGAAGGGCCGAGGCGACUGCAACAGCUUCAGCUUCCGAAAGACAUGAGCUGAGUGCCCGCGCUGGGGAAGCGUGUACGAAAGACGAUAUCAUCAUCUAUCCAGUCAGUAUAGAUGAUCGAUCGAAUCCUUCGGUCUACACUAUUGAGAGCUACCUCCAGGAGCUUGGAUAUGACGGCCUUUUGAAUACGCCCAAUGUAAAAAAGUUGUGGGAAGAGACAGAAGUGGCGGGAAUACCAGAAGAAUACACGGCAUUCUUCUUUGUAAGAGAUGUACCAACGUUCCUCAUCCCCAUAAUUCGAGAGCACAUCGGAGACUACAUCAAAGAUGUUUACUCGAUCUAUGAUUUCAACCAACGCAAUAACUAUCUUCCACAAAGUGCCAGCGCGUCGGUAGCUAGAAGGAACAGCGCCUUCAACGAAUCGCUGGAGCUCGAAAAGAGAGCAGACGAAACCAAUGGUUACUGGGAAUUGUCUCAAGUUUGUUUGCCUCCAAAUGUCGACUGGGAGGAUUCUGCUGAACUGCCCGAUGGGCCAUUUUUGGCGUACUACGACACGAGCUUUGGAGAAGGUCAGACCAUCUAUGUUGUUGAGGAUGGGUUUUCAGACGACGAAGAAUUCGCUCUUACCUAUAACAUAGGGGCCGAAACCUUCAACAGACCUCAAGUCCGCAUGAUAGACGAAACACUGGACUAUGGACAAGUUCACAAUGGCGCUGCCUUGCUGAAGCAUGGCAGCGAUGUGCUUAGCAAAGUAUGGGGGAAAAGCUUUGGACUAGGCAAGAAUGCCCAAAUCGUCAUGCCAAAAAACACCAACGGGGACCCGGCAGACAGGUUUUACAAGAUCCAAGACAGGUAUCUCGAAAGUCUUAUUCGCGUCCUCGGCGACGUCAUGGCUGGAUAUCCGGCAAAUAAGGGCAAAGUCAUCCUCAAUAUGUCAUUUGGCUGGUUGGUCGACGUCCAUACAUGGGUCCACCCGGCCCAUUUCGAGACACUUCACGAGAUCCUGACGGCGUUGGACCAACACGGUGUGGUUAUAGUUGCAGUUACUCAUAACCUCAACUUGGACGUACGGGGCCGGAACAGGCUUGAUGGGUGGCCGAGUCGAUAUGGGGACCCUAGCGACAAUGAUUACAUCCCUAACUUGAUAGUGGUCAGCGGAAGCGACAAGAACGGCGCCGUUUCGCGCCUGAACCCAUCGGCAAGCUGGGUUAUCAAGGCACCCGGAUACCAGGUCCACGUUGCUGGCGGUGGCGUUGAAGACGGUGCAUCUCUCGCCGCUCCGCUUGUUGCUGGCACAAUAGCAUACUGGAGAGGCCUUCCAGGCGUACGGGCAGACUGGGUUGAAGAACUCAAGGACCCUGCAAACGUAAAGAAGCUCUUGCGCUUCAUGCAAAGGCCCAUCAAGGCCCAAACCAUACAAGUUCCUGAUGGCACUAGAUCUCGAGUGCCCACCAUAUGGUCAGGCCGCGUACCUGACGGGGACUGCCUGGUUAACCCCAAACUCAAAGGCUGCCCCAUAUUCACCGACAAAAUCGCAGAUCUGGCUCCAUUUGGUGCCGGUGACUGUGGCCCAGGAGGGUCAGGAAUUAAACGGCGUCAAGACGGCCAAGGAUGGACUUGCGUGAUCGGUGGCGGGGACGGCGGCAACGGGGGUGGCAACAACGGAGGCUCAAAUCCGAAUGGUCUCACCAUUAGCUACAAACCCGGUCCGGUUUCGCCAACUUGCAACGCGGGUUGCGGAACCAGGUGCAGCGGCUACUACUGUGACCCGACCCCGACCGGCGAGCCACCGGGGUACUACGAUCCGCUAGACCCCAGCCACGUAGGCACCCUGACCGGCCUGCCCACACUGUCGAGUCAGCCGACAACGACCAGCUGCGGCCCCGGCGAGGGCACGACGACGAGUCUGAUGUGCGCCGGCGGCAACGGGCACUCGGCGUGCGUGACGAGGCAAGUCUGCACCAGCAUCCAAACGGUGCCGACGAGCCUACCCGACCUGCCCACCCUGGAGCCCGAGGACCCGCCGAUCCCGACCAACUGCGCAGCGACGAGCACCUGGGAGCAGUGCGGAGGUCCCGGCGGCGGCGGCUCCAAGACGGCCUGCAUGACGCACAGCUCGUGCAUUAGCACGUCCGUGUCCACCACCAAGGUGACGCCGACGACGACCCAGCAGCCGACCAACCCUUCGCCCAAGGUCAUCUACAUCAUGGACACCACCUUUAUCAAGUACCCUUGGUACGUGUUUGGAACCAGCCCCGACACGGGGCUCGACCCUUGCAACGCAGAGCCCUUCUCGAAACAGGGUGUCGCCGCGAGCAUCUAUCCGGCGUCUCUCGAUGCAUUCAGCGCGUUUGGAAUCGGUGGUAUCACGUACACGGGCAGUGAGAGCUCACCCGGGACGCUGAAGGUCCCAGGCUACGGCGAUGUCAAGUGCGCCAAGGACCCGGAUUACGGCAAGAUUCAUCACUGCGACAAUCAACAGAAUUGGUACGAAAGACGGGCCAAGUGUACCUGGACAUGA
Molecule: messenger RNA, 5403 nt
Organism: Pestalotiopsis fici W106-1
Lineage: Eukaryota; Fungi; Ascomycota; Sordariomycetes; Amphisphaeriales; Sporocadaceae
Exons: 12
Coding region: 1-5403 (1800 amino acids)
Biological process (GO): carbohydrate metabolic process; proteolysis
Molecular function (GO): chitin binding; serine-type endopeptidase activity
Source: RefSeq, a predicted model, not a curated record